AUGAUCACAUUCAAUGGUUCAGUCUUCUUGCCCUCUGUAUUUACACUAAUUGGGAUUCCCGGCCUAGAAUCAGUGCAGUGCUGGAUUGGGAUUCCAUUCUGUGCUAUGUAUCUCAUUGCUGUUAUGGGGAAUUCCCUAAUUUUAAUUAUAAUCAUAUAUGAAAACAGCCUCCAUAUACCCAUGUACAUUUUGUUAUCUAUGUUGGCAACGACAGACAUUGCCCUUAGCACCUGCAUUCUUCCUAAAAUGCUAGGCAUCUUUUGGUUUCAUUUGCCAGAGAUUUCUUUUGAUACCUGCUUACUGCAGAUGGGGCUUAUUCACACAUUCCAGGCAAUGGAGUCAGGCAUCCUCCUGGCCAUGGCCCUAGAUCGCUACGUGGCCAUCUGUGACCCCUUGAGACAUGCCGCCAUCUUCUCCCAUCAACUCUUGACUCAUAUUGGACUCGGGGUGACACUAAGGGCUGCCAUCCUUGUAGUACCUUCCCUUUUGCUUAUCAAAUGCCGUCUUAAACUCUUCCGAACUACAAUCAUCUCCCACUCUUAUUGUGAGCACAUGGCCAUUGUGAAAUUGGCUGCUGAAGAUAUUCGAGUCAACAAGAUAUAUGGUCUAUUUGUUGCCUUCACCAUCCUUGGGUUUGACAUCAUCUUUAUUACUUUGUCCUAUGCUCAAAUCUUUAUCACAGUCUUUCGAUUGCCCCAGAAGGAGGCACGAUUCAAGGCCUUCAAUACCUGCAUCGCCCACAUCUGUGUCUUCCUCCAGUUCUACCUCCUGGCCUUCUUCUCCUUCUUCACACACAGGUUUGGUUCCCACAUCCCGCGAUAUGUCCAUAUCCUCUUGUCAGACCUUUACCUGCUAGUCCCGCCUUUCCUCAAUCCUAUUGUCUAUGGAGUGAAGACCAAACAAAUUCGUGACCAUGUCCUGAAAAUGCUCUUCUUCAAAAAGACACCUUGA
Messenger RNA from Galeopterus variegatus (Sunda flying lemur), 951 nucleotides. Its product is annotated as olfactory receptor 52A5. Gene Ontology annotation, biological process: G protein-coupled receptor signaling pathway. The record is from RefSeq and is a predicted model, not a curated record. Gene Ontology annotation, molecular function: olfactory receptor activity; G protein-coupled receptor activity. The coding region runs from base 1 to 951 and encodes 316 amino acids. Gene Ontology annotation, cellular component: membrane. Lineage: Eukaryota; Metazoa; Chordata; Mammalia; Dermoptera; Cynocephalidae. The transcript has a single exon.